GAGGAAGAGAUGAGAGCUGAGCGAGGAGCAGUUCACAUCACGGAGGGGCUGGGGAGCAGUAGCUUCACGCAAUAGAGAAAAGAGGAGGAAAAUCCAAAAAGAGCAAGAACUGUUUGCUGUAAAGAUUGGUAAGCACCGAGAUACUUUCUUUCCCACUUAGAUCAUUGACUCAACAGUUGUUGCUAAAAAAAAAAAAAAAAAAAAAAAACCCACAGGUGUGGCUAGUUGGGACAAUUUCGUUGUACCUGACUGCUCAGACUUGUGCAUAUUUGUGUAGGGGGCAAGGUGAGAAAAGAUUGAUUUGCUGUGAUAUCAAACAUCGGAGAGGCUUUUCCUCCCUUUUCCUCGAGGUUGCUGAUGGCUGGACAGACAUCCUCUUCAGACUGUUCUCAUCUCAUUGACCACAGCCACAUCUCUGAGUUUGAGGUAUCUCCUUGGAUCAAGAUCACUCUGGCCUUGCUCGACAUCUGCAUCUUUGUGGCAGGCAUCCUGGGCAACAGCAUCACCAUUAAGGCUACCAGGAUCCUGCAGAAGAAAGGCUACCUGCAGAAGGAGGUCACGGACCACAUGGUGAGCCUGGCCUGCUCUGACCUGCUGGUCAUCCUACUGGGCAUGCCCGUGGAGUUCUUCAGUGCCAUUUGGAAGCCCUUUGCCACCCCAAAUGGCAAUGUGGCAUGCAAGCUUUACUAUUUCCUCUUCGAAGCCUGCAGUUAUGCAACUGUGCUGCACGUCGCCACCCUUAGUUUUGAGAGAUAUGUGGCUAUCUGCCACCCCUUCAAGUUCAAGGCAGUCUCUGGACCCCGUAAAGUGAAGAUCCUCAUCGCUUUUGUCUGGGGGACAUCUGUCAUUGUGGCUCUGCCCCUGCUCUUUGCCAUGGGCACAGAGUACCCACUGGAAAUCAUUGAGAACUAUCAAGGUGUGACUGCCUGCGCCAAGUCAACUGCCAGACACCACCUUCCCGAACUAAAGCAAAACAUGACCAUCUGUACCAGCCUCUCCUCCAAGUGGCCUGUCUUCCAGGCCAGUAUUUUCAGUGCCUUUGCUGUGUACAUCAUAGUGCUGGGGUCCGUUGCCUUCAUGUGCCGCAGCAUGAUGAAAACCCUGAUGAUCCACAAGAAAGGAACUGUGGCAGUGAAGGGUGAGCCUGGACAACAGGAGCAGUACCUAAGGAAAAGCGAGAGCUCAGAGGGCAAGAGCUCCAGGAGACAGAUCAUUUUAUUCCUGGGACUGAUCGUUGCAACCUUGGCAAUAUGCUGGAUGCCAAACCAGAUUAGAAGGAUCAUGGCUGCUGCUAAACCAAAGCAGGACUGGACCGUCCCCUACUUCAGGGCGUACAUCAUUCUCCUUCCCAUUGCUGACAUUUUCUUCUACCUCAGCUCCGUGGUGAACCCCCUGCUGUACAAUAUCUCUUCUCAGCAGUUCCGCAGUGUGUUUCUGCAGGUCCUCCGCUGCCACCUGACGAUAGAGCACGCCAACAAAGAGAAGUUUCUCAGAGCCAACCUGAGCUCUAGAGCCAGGAGCAGCCGGUCUUUACGCCCGCUGCUCUUCAUUUCCUCCAGGCGCAGCUCUUCCACAAGGAGCAAUAGCAAAGGUUUAAGUACUUUUCAGAACGAGGCCAACCCCAACUGCAGUCUGCAGAAGCCAGGUCUUGAAUUGCAGGAGCCCAGCUUGGAAGAAGUGCCACUGGAGAUGAGCUCAAAGCCUCGCCCAGAUGCACAGAAUGGCCUUUGUGAACGUGAAGUAUGACUUCAUAAGGCAAUGGGCAGCAAUGAACAUCAAAACAUGUGAACUAAAGUGGCUGAGGACUUGACUACAUCUUAAAGUAAUAACACAAUGGAUUUGUUUCCAGUUGUGCAAAAAGAGCAGCAGUUCUUUAUCUUGCUGUUGAAUUUCCAAUGUGCACUUAAAAAUCUCAAUCUGCUAACUGAAUUCACAGAAUCACACAAUCACAGAGAAUUGUAGAGGUUGGAACGGACCUCUAGAGAUCAUUGAGUCCAACCCCCCUGCAAAGUCAGGCUCCCUGCAGCAGUCACACAACCAUCCAGGUGGGUCUUGAAUAUCUCCAGAGGGAGACACCACAACCUCUCCAGGCAGCCUGUUCCAUUGCUCCAGAGUAAAGUUCUUCCUUGCAUUAGGAUGGAACUUCCCACGUUCUGAUUUCUGCAUUAGCUGCCAGAAGCGUCAGCCUCUUUCUGCACAACCACUGAACUUCCCUCACUGUUGGUAGAGACUUAAAAACAAAUAGAAAAUAAUUGCAGUGUCUUUGAAGAAAGGAGAUAGAACAAACUGUGUCAGGACAAGAAACUUGCUCCAAGUUUAGCAAUACAAAAACAAGAGAGAGAAUUCAAGGAGCAGAGCGGUGGUUAUCAUGUGUGCCCUCAGCAUCACACCAGAAUUCCCCCUCUUCUUCGGCCGGGGUCCGUUGCAGAGCGGAGUGUUGCAGCAACUGAUACACACAGAGUUCACUUUCCCUGGAGAGCAAAAAGAUUGGUAUCCAGCAGAAGCUAUCAGACACGCUGCUGAAGAUGCGCAGGAUUUGCGAUACAUGAUUCCUGUGGCACAGAACAAAGGUUACUCAGCUUGACACGAACAUAGGUUUCCUUUAUGAUUCAUACUUGAAAACUCUUGCAAAACAGUUUACGUUUCCAAAGCAAUGCUGGUGAUUAAAGCCACACACCUCGGCUAUGACGUAACAAACAGCUCUGCACUGCAGGAGAACCACGGCCACCACGCUCACGAUUUUUCUUUUAUUUGACUCUGGGUGGAACCAACAAACCACUACAAAUGUGAUUCACAUAAACUAUAUUAGAACAUCUCUUUUAUAAACAGAAUUUCUCAUCUUUUGGAAUAUGCUGUUUGAGUAGCUACAACUGGAAUGCAGUAAAUUCUAAAAUUAUUUCUAUUGUUGAACAUUUGAAUGAAGGUGUUUGAAUAAUUACAGUUUUCUGUGUUGUUAAUUUGUAUUUUGGUGGGUUUUUUCCCUUGCUGCUGUUAUCCAGAAAAGUUACCAACAGCAAAAGGAGGUUGACUAUCAGUACUUUUCUAGGUGGCCUCAGUUCUUACUCUUUGAGAUUUAAUAGUUGAACAAAAGUUUCUGUUUCUGAGUUGAAAGUCUUAUUUAUAAAUGCAAUUUAAUACACAUAGAAUGGAGGUCUGCUGGUAUUGUCUUGUGUUUACAAAGACAAGACAGAUUUUUAAGGAUAAUAAAAAUCACGAUUCCUUUAGAACAA
Gallus gallus (chicken) is the source of this 3230-nucleotide messenger RNA. It is a transcript of the gene GPR39, whose product is annotated as G protein-coupled receptor 39. Gene Ontology annotation, molecular function: G protein-coupled receptor activity. The record is from RefSeq and is marked provisional. Lineage: Eukaryota; Metazoa; Chordata; Aves; Galliformes; Phasianidae. Gene Ontology annotation, cellular component: membrane. Gene Ontology annotation, biological process: G protein-coupled receptor signaling pathway.